Messenger RNA from Danaus chrysippus (African queen), 405 nucleotides. NCBI's taxonomy places the organism in Eukaryota, Metazoa, Arthropoda, Insecta, Lepidoptera, Nymphalidae. The record is from the annotation of a GenBank genome assembly.
AUGGAAAGCCCUGCUCUCUAUCUUGUAGACGUGCGAAUAAAAACGUUUAAAAAAUGGCCGUUCACUGAUAAAGACAAGUGUAAUAUACGAAAUAUGGCAGAGGCGGGUUUUUAUUCAGUGGCCACCGGCGAAGAUGACGCUGACGCUGCGAAAUGCUUUCUCUGCGGUAAGGAGUUGGAUGGCUGGGAGGCUCAUGACGAUCCCUGGGAUGAACAUAAAAGUCACGCCGCCAAGUGUGCGUUCGUACAACUUGGUAAAAAGGAAAACGAAUUAUUAUUGUCAGAAAUGCUGUCAGUUAUAAAACAAUACAUGGUAAAUGAAGUGAAACGUGUCGCAGAAGCUAGGAAGGAGAAAAUUGAUGAGAGAGCCAAACUAGUUAGAAGACAGUGUAUGACAAGGAAAUGA